AUGAAUCGCCAACGAAGAACUAACAAUGGAAAUGCCAACAACAACAAUAAUGGAGGUGCAAAUGUGAUGAAUCAACUAGCAGAAACUUUAGCAACAUUGGUUGGAAAUCAACAAAAUAGACCUAGAAGCCUAAUAGCUGAGUUUAAGAGAUUGAGUCCUCCAGUUUUUGAGGGAUCCACAAAUCCUUCAGAGGUGGAUAAGUGGUUACAGGAGAUGGAGAAGAUUUUUGAGUUGUUAGGAAGUAAUGAUGAGCAGAAGGUUAGUUUGGCAAGUUACCAACUUCAGGGGAGUGCUUAUGAUUGGUGGCUUAUGGAAAAGAGACGAGUGGAUGGCAACGAGGAAGAGGCAGCCCAACCUUACACUUGGGAAACUUUCACUGAAUCUUUUAAGGAUAAAUAUUUUCCUAGGACAAUUAGAGCUAAGUUGGAGAGAGACUUUAUUAGGUUAGAACAAGGAGAGAAACAAACCGUGUCGGAGUAUGAAGCCGAAUUUGCUCGUCUAGCUAAGUAUGCGCCAGCUCUAGUUGUGGACGAAGUUAGUAGGGCACGUAGGUUUGAGGAGGGACUGAGAAGUGAGAUUAAGAGGCAUGUGGCUGCUUUUGAGCUGAACAGUUACAAGAUGGUGUUAAACAAGGCUUUAGUAGUGGAAAGAGGAUUGACGGUAGAAGAUGAAAAGAAAGAUUCUGAGCCUAAGAAGAGGGCCGAGCCUACCAGCGGAUUUAAUGAGAAUGGACCAGCAAAGAAGUUCAAUAACCGAGGGAAUUUUAAUCGACGCGAUUCAGGAGCUAGGCUUUCUUGUUCGAGAUGCGGAAGAAAUCACUUAGACAAGGACUGUCGCUGGAACACAGGAGCUUGUUUUAGCUGUGGUGAGACUGGGCAUAAGGUUGCAGAGUGUCCAAAACGCGAUACUUCAAGGGACAAGGACAAUAAGAACAAGGGCACUCUAGCCGCCCUUGGACCAAACUAUGGACGAGUGUUUAAACUUCCUACCGGGCCAAACACAGAUUAA
Daucus carota subsp. sativus is the source of this 1008-nucleotide messenger RNA. RefSeq lists its product as uncharacterized. Gene Ontology annotation, molecular function: nucleic acid binding; zinc ion binding. The record is from RefSeq and is a predicted model, not a curated record. The coding region runs from base 1 to 1008 and encodes 335 amino acids. Lineage: Eukaryota; Viridiplantae; Streptophyta; Magnoliopsida; Apiales; Apiaceae. The transcript has a single exon.